This is a messenger RNA of Vicia villosa (hairy vetch), 613 nucleotides long. RefSeq lists its product as uncharacterized. The record is from RefSeq and is a predicted model, not a curated record. The coding region runs from base 127 to 450 and encodes 107 amino acids. Lineage: Eukaryota; Viridiplantae; Streptophyta; Magnoliopsida; Fabales; Fabaceae. The transcript has 3 exons.
AAAACACGAGGUAGUGUUUGUUUCUGAGUUAACCGUAACUGAACGACACGUAGUUUGGGUUUCAUUGAGGUGCGGUUCAAGUGUUUGUGAAAUUGCCUGUGAGAAUAAUCGUAGAUAUUGCAAGACAUGGAUUCAAUUCCGAAGCCAUAUCGAACAUGGAUUACAGGUGCUGCAGUUGUAUUAGGUGGAAUUGCAACGCUGAACAUGGCUUCUACACUUACAUUCAAAGCACUUCACGUCGUGGCUGAGAAUAAACGGAAAAAGAUAGCGUUGCCGUGUAUGGCUUGUAGAGGGAAGGGGUUUUAUAUAUGCAGAUUGUGUAAUGGGAAUUCAACUAUUGCUUGGUCUCCAAUGUAUGAUCCUAUUGCGAUUAACCCAUGUGUUUGUCCUACUUGCGAUGGAAACAGGGUACAACGUUGUCUGAAUUGUCUGGGCAAAGGCUAUGACUAAAUUGUAAAAUCAUAUCUUAUGUUUCUUAACUUAAGACUGUAACUCAAUUGUAAGAACUAUGUUUGGCUAGUCAUCCGUUUAGUGAAUGAAACCUUGAUGCUGAUGUAUGUGCCUCAAAUUUUGCUGAUGAUUAAAGUCACUGAAUUUCUUCAAUAGUUUUAGA